Acanthoscelides obtectus is the source of this 414-nucleotide messenger RNA. Lineage: Eukaryota; Metazoa; Arthropoda; Insecta; Coleoptera; Chrysomelidae. The record is from the annotation of a GenBank genome assembly.
AUGGUAGGCUUGACUACCGUUGGUGCUCCAGCUAUGGGGAGAGACAAAGAACUAGCAGAAAUUAUUUCUGAUAUAAAAGCAUUUAUCAAAAAGCUUGAGCUUUGGGAACAAAACUCAAUCGAUGGCGAUACUAGACAUUUCCCUGUUCUUUCAGAAAAGAUAUAUCAAAGUCCAUUAGAACUAUAUGACAGUAAAUAUCAUGUAGAAAUAGGGUCUAACUGGAAGGAUAACUUCAGAAAUCGUUUCAAGCAUUUCAACGAAAUUGCUAUAGUGGUGCAAUUUAUUGUUUCACCCUUCAUGGAAAUUGAUAUCCAACAGUUUGCAACUUCUGUUACGCAGAAUUUUAGCGAAGACAUCGCUGCGUCAGAAAUGGAAGUGAUUGCGUUUCAAAAUGAUUUAGCUUUAAAAUCAUAG